AUGGCCUCACACAGGCCUAGGUCCAUCUCACUACCGCCAACAUGGUCUCACUUUUCUCGCCCCUGGCCUCAUGAAUAUUCACCCCUUACGGGAUCAAGGACUAUUCGGCUCUUAUUCCUCGAGCCUCAGUCUUUAGACCACACCCGCCACUUCAUUACCGGUCGUCUGGAAGUCGUCAACCUCGAGGACUUUGAGCGCAGAUAUGUUGCGCUGUCGUAUACUUGGGGCCCGGCCAUUCGCGAGGGGUCUGCCGAACCGGAUGAUACAAGUCGCAUUAUUCCCCCUUGUGAAUUGCUUAUAGCGACGAAUCAGAAAAAGUGUUCACUGGACGACUGCCAUCUUGGAGAAGAGCCGGGGUCCACACCGAAGCACGCACCCGACUACAGCAGCAUAGAGCUGGCACCCAACCUGUCCGAUUACUUCACAUACCAUGCCGCAUGGCACAUCAAACAGCGCGUGCCAUUAUGGAUCGAUGCCAUCUGUAUUAACCAGCAGGACCCAGCCGAGGUCGCAGAGCAGAUCCUCCUCCAAGCCGACAUCUACACCAUGGCGAGACAGACCAACGUCUGGCUCGGGGCAUGCCAAAAGGACAUGUCCAAGUUCCAGUGGUGGCAUGACACCGUGUACCAAGCAUUAGUCCAAGAGCGCAGCCGCCACCGCCAGUCUCCAUACAUACUGGACUUGAUAUUCAAGACUGGAGACCUGCUCAACCCCCAAUUCUGGCUCGACAAUUUCAACCUCUCACCCCCGAGCGGGUCGACCUGGAACGACCUCUGGAGGUCGUACGUGGAUUUCUUCUUUGCGAGGCGGUGGUUCUCGCGCCUCUGGACGAUCCAGGAAGUCAUGCUUGCCCAGAAGGUAUACAUGCUCUGCGGACCGAGACUCUUCAACUUCAGCGACGUCCUAAACCUGGACCGCUGGCUGCUGUCCUCGUUUUUCCGCGCCAAGCAGAAUCCCGACCCAAAUGGCGGCGGCCAGGACGAACCGGUCUGGCCGCGGUGGAACCCGGGGUACAUAUUCGAGAUCAUCCGCACGCGCAUCAACCACGUCCAGCUGCAGGCAUUCGCCUCCGACACCACCACCACCAGGGACGAGGUCUCGUCCGUAAGACUGUCCUACCUCCUGGGCAUCCUGCAGUGCGCGCGCGGCCAGGAGACGACGUUCCCCCGUGACAAGGUCCUUGGCCUGCUGGGGGUCGCGACCCGCUUCGUGCCUAAGAAUAAGGUCCAGCUGCUCGUGCGGGACCUUGGGGGUAGUGAUCGGGAUGUUUUUGUGUCGUUUGCGAGGUAUUAUGUUCACAGGCGGUGCUUGGAUAUACUUUCUUAUGCGGGACAUCGGCAUGGUGGUUCUGCCCAGGGGGCGUUCUGGCCGUCGUGGGUCCCUAACUGGGACGAUGUGUCGCAGAGUGGAUUUCAUGAGUUUUCGUCUUCUGGUGGCGAGGGGCAGUCGUUCGCAGGUCGGCAUGAUACGGGAGCCCCUCAAAACCCUGCCAUCUCGGACGAGGACUACAGAGGACGGCUAGAUGGUUGCCUUCCCCGGGCAGUUGGCGAGACUCUUCACCUAUACGGCGUCCGCAUUGGUGUCAUUGCCGAGGCAUAUGCGAAGGACGAAUGGACUCGGAAUAUCAAAUCACUCUUAACCAUCCUGGGAUCUAGGUACUGUCUCACCGGGGAGCCGAUCCAGAGAGCCUUACUCGGGACAAUAUUCCGGAUCGCUGAUGACUCGCCCGGGUCGCUACGGAGCCGCUUAGACGACAUCGCUCAGUUUAUGCAGUAUCUCUUGACUAAAUUGAUCCUCCACGGCAGGACCAACUCCCACUUCGCAGAGGACUUGGCGGCCUUGUUGACAUCGCAGCCCUCGAUGCACACAGACUUAUCCUCGACUAUUCGGGACGCCUUGGCCGUUAUAAACGAGUUGGCCGGGACUGAAGCUAGCGUCAAUUCACCAGCAGACUCACGCAUUGGAAUCCCAACGUACUACCACGGCAGCACACACGCAGCGCACCAGUCGUUUUCGAUCGAGGUGGAAGUAAUGCAAAAGAUUUUCAACAUAUUCGUCACUGGUGAGGGGGUGCUCGGAAACGGGAGCAAGUCUAUCAGGCCUGGAGAUGAGAUAUGGGUCGUCAGGAACGGGCCUGUGCCUCUUGUUUUGGAACGAGACGUCGACGGCGGACAAAGGUUCAGGCUUGUCAGUACGGCGUAUGUGCAUGGUGUCAGAUAUGACGAGGUAUUCACGGGUAAAACAGCUGAGGAUAUGACAGAGCUCCGAAUUAUAUGAGAUGACCUGCUUCAUUGGCCCCAGGUGGCUAGCCAGGGCUAUGUUCUGG
Molecule: messenger RNA, 2326 nt
Organism: Diaporthe batatas
Lineage: Eukaryota; Fungi; Ascomycota; Sordariomycetes; Diaporthales; Diaporthaceae
Exons: 1
Coding region: 1-2277 (758 amino acids)
Source: RefSeq, a predicted model, not a curated record